AUGAUAGGGUUUCCUCUCGAUGCCAAGCACUGUGAUACACAUAGCGAAUUCUCAAAAACGAGCUCAUUCACGUCUGGUCUCGGCAGUGCGGUUAUUGAAUGCAAUGUAUGGGGGAAUGGCCUCGCCAAGGGCGAUCAUGGUGAUCAUGCCGACAUUGUGAGCGUGCGUGAAUACUGUCUUGGCACCGGUCUGGACUAUUUACGUGCUAUUGUUUGUGCCAAGCCGUCGCACGGAGUGACAAUAAUGCGUUGA
Molecule: messenger RNA, 252 nt
Organism: Penicillium samsonianum
Lineage: Eukaryota; Fungi; Ascomycota; Eurotiomycetes; Eurotiales; Aspergillaceae
Exons: 1
Coding region: 1-252 (83 amino acids)
Source: RefSeq, a predicted model, not a curated record